AGCCAAGCUGUCCUCAAUUCUGACCGUGUGCCCUGGUUCUCAACUCGUCUGGGUCUGGAGUUCGCCCUCAGCUACCCCUCACCUCGCCUGCUGACCUGCCACCUCCCCAGGCACAUCUUCCCCAAGUCCUUCUCCCAUUCCAGCGCCAAGGUUAUUUACACUCUGCGGGAUCCUCGAGAUGUUGUUGUCUCCUACUACUACUUCUCUAAGAUGUGCAACAGCUACGAAGAUCCCACAUCCUUCAAGCAGUUCCUGAGGGACUUUCUGAAUGGAGAAUUGCCUCACGGCUCCUGGUUCGUACACAUCCAAGGCUGGCUGGAAUUGAAGGACAGCCAGAAUUUUUUCUUCAUCACCUAUGAAGAGCUGAAGCAAGACCUGCACAGCAGCGUGAGACGUCUGUGCCAGUUCCUGGGCCAGGAUUUGGACGCCGCCGUCGUCUCUGCAGUGGUGCAAAAUGCCUCCUUCACAGCCAUGCGGAACAACCCAAUGUGCAACUCCAUCCUCCUGCCUGCAGACGUCAUGGACCAGACGAAGGGCCGGUUCCUGAGGAAGGGCAUCUAUGGGGACUGGAAGAACCAUUUCACAGUGGCACAGAGCGAGACCUUUGACAAGAUCUACCAGGAAAGGAUGCAGGGCCUGAACAUGCUCUUCCCUUGGGACAAAC
Apaloderma vittatum (bar-tailed trogon) is the source of this 664-nucleotide messenger RNA. Its product is annotated as sulfotransferase family cytosolic 2B member 1-like. Gene Ontology annotation, cellular component: cytoplasm. The annotation marks the transcript as partial. Gene Ontology annotation, molecular function: sulfotransferase activity. Lineage: Eukaryota; Metazoa; Chordata; Aves; Trogoniformes; Trogonidae. The transcript is spliced from 5 exons. The record is from RefSeq and is a predicted model, not a curated record. Gene Ontology annotation, biological process: sulfation.